Molecule: messenger RNA, 1365 nt
Organism: Lasiodiplodia theobromae
Lineage: Eukaryota; Fungi; Ascomycota; Dothideomycetes; Botryosphaeriales; Botryosphaeriaceae
Product: Appr-1-p processing protein
Exons: 1
Coding region: 1-1365 (454 amino acids)
Source: RefSeq, a predicted model, not a curated record
AUGUCCAAAGGCGGCCGCUUCGCUCGCAUUGCGCGCGACUUGGAGAAGCUCCCGCCGGAGCUCAUCGAGCCCGUCCUCGCGGACCUGGAGUACGGCCAAAUCGUCCGCGUCUCUCAAUUCGGCGGACCACGCGUGACGUGGGCCAUCGAGAACAGCCCGGCAUGGUCACGCUUCUUCCGCGGCAAGCUGCCGGUGCUGCAGCAGCUCGACGACCUCACCAACGAGCUCAUCACCCUCUGCUACUCCACCGGCGGCUUCAAAAAUUCUCCCUGGUACGACCAGCUCAGCUUCCUCCGCUACCAAAAGGACAACUUCCGCUUCAAAUACCCCACCGACUGGGCCAGCCACUGGGCGUCGAUGGUGCGCGGCAGGCUGCACUCCGUCGCGCAGGACCUGUACCCCAACUUCACCGAGACGGCCUACUUCCUGUUCCCCGCAGGCACGCCCCUCAACGCGAACGAGACCGAAGAAGUCGAGUUCUUCAUCGACACCGCCUUCACGCUCUACUCCCUGAAGACGAACAACUGGCCCGCAAACGUCCCACCGCUCCCCGUCCUGGCGCGCUGGAUCGCCCUCUACAAGCGCGUCCGCCACGCCCGCCUCGCCGCGCAGGCCGCCGAGCUGGACCGCCUGGUCGCGCUGCACGAGCGGCACGCGGACCGCGUCAAGCAGCCGUGGGCCCCGCAGACGCGCCGGCCGAACCCGGACCACGUCGUCGCCGGCUUGCGCCGCGAGGCGGCCCGGCUGAAGCGGAGGAACGUCGACGGCCGCGUCUGGCACGGUAGGGAGUUGUCCGGGUAUCGGUUCCGCCCGGCGUUCGCGGCGCUGGUGCCGUAUGAUUGGUGCUUGCGGCUGUUCUGCGAGGUGCUCAAGCGGCAUCCGGUGCCCGAGGAGGAAGAAGAAGAAGGCCUUGCGGAGGGUCGUGGGGAUGGGGAGAGCAGCGUCUACCCGCCGAAGGUAGUGGAGAUGAUGCGGGAGGCUCUGGAGGGUCUUCCCUCGUUUUACCAUGUGUAUGGGGAGAGGAUGCUGGAUCCGAGCAGGCCUGAAACACUGCGUACCGCCCGCACGCCGUGGUCUGUGUCGGAGCCGGCUGAUGGCAGAGAAGGUAGGUUCUUGACCAAGAGGGCGCGGGGUAAAAACCCGUUUCCGCAUAGUGACAACGAGCUUCGCUGGUUGGAGACCUUUGUUGAAGUCAUUCUCUGGAUGGAGGAGCACUUUCCUUCUUUGGUCAAUGAAGUGAGAGGGGAAGAGUGGGAGGAUUGUCACGGCAUUGAAGCAACAAAGAGACGAAGAGAGGAACGGAAGCGGAGAAAAGAGGAGUUGGUAAAGGAAGCAAGAAGCAGAGAGAACGGUGCCAAGACAUAG